CUGUUUAUUGACUGGUGUACUCAGGCUCUCCUCGAUAUCCCCAGCUUCACCCCCGCUACUUUAAUCAAUUUUCUAUCUUACCUCCACACGACUUAUCACUGGCAACCUUCUACCCUAAAAUUGGUUCGAUCGGCUGUCAAUCAUCUCCACUUCCACACUCAGCCUGAUAAUAUUUCCAAGUAUUCCUUGAUCAAUGAUUUUCUCUUAUCACUGGUCAAGCAGGAAGCUCCGCUACGUAUCCAUCGCUCCAAAGUCAGCCUCCAACCUGCCAUUGACUAUGCCAAGUCUAUUUCUUCAUCGACUAGCACUCCAUGGUCUCUAUUACAAUCAAAAAUGGCCUUUCUACUCGGUGUCACGGCUCUCUUACGGCCGUCUGAUCUGGCACGUAUAUCAUUGGACUCUUGUAAAGUCAUCGAGGAUCACUUCUCCUUUCAAGUGGUGGCACCCAAAGAAACUCGUCAACAAAGAUCAAUUAUCAAAGACUAUAUGGUCAAUUCUCAUUCGGACCCCGAUUUGUGUCCUGUACGCCUCUUCCAAGUCAUGCAACAACACCCAGCUUGGUCUUCAGUCGCUACACGUCCCUCUACUUUAUUUUUUUCAGGCGGCGCUGGCUCCUCCAUUUCCUCGAAUACCAUUUCUAAAUGGCUACACCGCCAAUAUAUACGAAAGAUCACGUCCAAAUCUACCACUCUACGUUCUUUAGCUUCGUCGGCAGCUAUGGAUUUAGGGAUUUCCAAGGAAGAUAUUGUUGCUCUUGGCAACUGGCACAAUUCACCGGUUUUUUGACAACCAUUACCGUCGUAAUCACAUGCUUUCGGUCAAUUUUACUACCACGCUCCUGACUUCUACAGGUACUGGUACUUCUGCUUCUGGAUUGGGUGCUUCUGUUAAAGACAUUCCGGAUGAGAUGCCUAUGGGUUCAACCUUUAUGGUCAUUGGUAAAGACUCGGAGUCCGAUGACAACGAGGUAUUUAUGGAUGCUGUUGAUUCUCUGGAUUAGGAAGGUUACCUCCCUCCUCUCUCAUUUCUUUAUCCCUCCCCUCUACACGUCGAGCAUUAAGAUUAAAGAAAAAAAAAUUUUUUUUCGCUGUUAAAUCAAUAAAAGAAGAUUAAAG
Messenger RNA from Mycotypha africana, 1115 nucleotides. RefSeq lists its product as uncharacterized. The record is from RefSeq and is a predicted model, not a curated record. The annotation marks the transcript as partial. Lineage: Eukaryota; Fungi; Mucoromycota; Mucoromycetes; Mucorales; Mycotyphaceae. The transcript has a single exon.